AUAUUUAUUUUUACAUCUUUUUCAUUUUUGCACAAUGUAUGUAUUUUCAUCUUGGUUAUAUUCCCUAUACGAUUCCCAUCCCCCUUAUUUUGACCUUAAUCCCUUCUCCCUUCUAUUCCCCUCUGCCCCCCUCCUGUUUAUAGUUGCUUGUUGAUUUUGAUUUUUACUUUGUUAUAGUCUUUCCUGGUCCCUUAUUUAGGUUUUCUAAAUUUCUGCUAUGAGUGAGACCAUCUGGUAUUUUUCUUUUUCUUUCUGGCUGAUUUCGCUAAGCAUGGUCCCUUCCAGCUCCAUCCACGUUGCUGCAAAUUAGAAUUCUUGAGCUUUGUUUUGUUUUGUUUUGUUUUGUUUUGUUUUCUCCUCCUCUGCCUCUUAUUUUCGUUUUGCUAACUGGAAAUCUAUUUUGAAGAAUUAUCUGAGUUUUCUUUUGUAAACAAAAUCUUCAGUGGUGCUUUAACACAUUUGACAUGCAAGGCCCACCCCACACUUGAUCUUUAGGAUGCAUGUGUGCUUGUGUUUGAAAGAAGAGUUGGAGAAGAAAACUGACCAAUAAUAGUAAAAAAUGUCUCGAAAAAUUUCCAAAUCAUCAAAUAAAGUGAACAUUUCUAGCUCUCUGGAAUCUGAAGAUAUUAGUUUAGAAACAACAGUUCCUACUGAUGAUAUUUCUUCAUCAGAAGAGCGAGAUGGUAAAAUGAAAAUCACCAGGCAGUUAAUUGAGCGAAAAGAACUACUUCAUAAUAUUCAGUUACUGAAAAUAGAGCUUUCCCAGAAAAAUAUGAUGAUUGACAAUUUGAAAGUGGAUUAUCUUACUAAGAUUGAAGAAUUGGAGGAAAAACUUAAUGAUGCACUUCACCAGAAGCAGCUACUGACAUUGAGAUUAGACAACCAAUUGACAUUUCAACAGAAGGAUACUAGGAAAUAUCAGGAACUUAUGAAACAAGAAAUGGAAACUAUUUUAUUGAGACAAAAACAACUAGAAGAGACAAAUCAUCAGCUAAGAGAGAAAGCUGGAGAUAUUCGACGAAACCUGCGUGACUUUGAGUUGACAGAAGAGCAGUAUGUGAAACUAAGAGGUUUUCCUGAAGAUCAGCUUUCUAUUCCUGAAUUUGUAUCUCUACGUUUCUACGAACUAGUGAGUCCAUUAAAAAAGGAAAUUUCUGAACUACAAGUGAAAAAGAAUGAACUGUUAGAAGAAUUAACUGAAAACAAAGGCCACCUGAAGCAACUGACGGAGACUUACGAAGAAGAUCGAAGAAACUACUCUGAGGUUCAAAUUAGAUGUCAGCGUUUGGCUUUAGAAUUAGCAGACACAAAACAGUUAAUUCAGCAAGGUGACUACCGUCAAGAAAACUAUGAUAAAGUCAAAAGUGAGCGUGAUGCACUUGACCAGGAAGUAAUUGACUUAAGGAGAAAACAUGAAAUACUUGAAGCCUCUCACAUAACUCAAACUAAAGAAAGAAGUGAAUUAUCGAAAGAGGUAGUCACCUUACAACAGACAGUUACUUUACUGCAAAAGGAUAAAGAAUAUCUCAAUCGCCAAAACAUGGAGCUUAGUGUUCGCUGUGCCCAUGAAGAGGAUCGCCGUGAGAGACUUGAAGUUCAGCUGGAAGAAACCAAAAAAGCUAGAGAAGAGAUGUAUGAAAAAUAUGUAACAUCCAGAGACCAUUAUAAAACAGAAUAUGAAAAUAAGCUACGUGAUGAAUUAGAACAAAUCAAAUUGAAAACUAAUCAAGAAAUUGAUCAACUUCGAAGUGCUUCUCGGGAAAUGUAUGAACGGGAAAACAGAAAUCUUCGAGAAGCAAGAGAUAAUGCUGUGGCUGAAAAGGACCGAGCAGUGAUGGCUGAAAAGGAUGCUUUAGAAAAACAUGAUCAACUCUUAGACAGGUACAGAGAACUGCAACUUAGUACAGAAAGCAAAGUAACAGAAUAUCUCCAUCAAAGUAAGUUAAAAUCUUUUGAAAGUGAGCGUGUUCAGCUUAUACAAGAGGAAACUGCAAGAAAUCUUACACACUGUCAAUUGGAAUGUGAAAAGUAUCAGAAAAAAUUGGAGGUUUUAACUAAAGAAUUUUAUAGUCUCCAAGCCACUUCUGAAAAACGCAUUACUGAACUUCAAGCACAGAACUCUGAGCAUCAGGCAAGGCUAGACAUUUAUGAGAAAUUGGAAAAAGAGCUUGAUGAAAUAAUAAUGCAAACUGCAGAAAUUGAAAAUGAAGAUGAGGCUGAAAGGGUUCUUUUUUCUUACGGCUAUGGUGCUAAUGUUCCCACUACAGCCAAAAGACGACUAAAGCAAAGUGUCCACUUGGCGAGAAGAGUGCUCCAGUUAGAAAAACAAAACUCAUUGGUUUUAAAAGACCUGGAACAUCAAAAGGACCAAGUAACACAGCUUUCCCAAGAGCUUGACAGGGCCAAUUCUCUGUUAAACCAAACUCAGCAACCUUAUAGAUAUCUCAUUGAAUCAGUACGUCAGAGGGAUACUAAGAUUGAUUCACUGAAGGAGAAUAUUACACAACUUGAGAAAGAUGUCAGCAAUUUAAAUAAAGAAAAAUCAGCUCUACUACAGAUGAAGAAUCAAAUGGCAUUAGAUUUAGAACAACUUCUCAAUCAUCGUGAGGAAUUGGCAGCAAUGAAACAGAUUCUCGCUAAUAUGCGUAGUAAGCGUUCUGAGAACAACUUACUUCUUACUAAAACGGAAUCAACAAAUGUGACAGAAAAUCAGAAAUCAAAGUCUUUGAAUGUGCCCAAGGAACAUGAAGAAAAUAUAUUUAUACCCAAACCAACACUCUUUAAAGAUAAGCUUGAAAGGAUUGGGGAUGAUGACUACAACUGUAUUGAAGAGGAAGUCAAAUCAGAGCUAGGAAACUUUUAGGAAUACAGCCAGAAGGGAUGAAGGUUCAAGACCAAAAAGGAAGCACCUGAAUGGUCUAAG
Messenger RNA from Talpa occidentalis (Iberian mole), 2923 nucleotides. RefSeq names its product progesterone immunomodulatory binding factor 1 (gene PIBF1). The record is from RefSeq and is a predicted model, not a curated record. NCBI's taxonomy places the organism in Eukaryota, Metazoa, Chordata, Mammalia, Eulipotyphla, Talpidae. The transcript is spliced from 19 exons. Gene Ontology annotation, biological process: cilium assembly. The coding region runs from base 560 to 2863 and encodes 767 amino acids. Gene Ontology annotation, cellular component: centriolar satellite.